UGAUGAUCCCACAAAAGGAACACAGCACCGCUGGUCCGCUACUAUGCUCUCCGUCAUCCACAGAAUGUAGAUGUAUUGUGUCCAUUUCAUUUUGUUUUUUAAAAUUUUUCGUGCUGUGUUUGGGGAGAAAAUCGUAAAUUUCAGCACAAAUAGCUCAACGAUACAAUUACACGUGAAUUGCACGUGAUUAAACGAACACGUGGCACGAAUUAGUGAUCUCUCUAAAUUUCGAAGGUUUCCAUUUUCCCGCUAUAACGAAUUUUAUCUGCUUCAAUUUGCGCUCUCAUUUCUCCAUUAACUAAAGAAUCAGUGAUGCAAAGCAGAGGCCAAAACGACAGGCCACUCAAACAAGAACCGAAAAAACGACAAGAAAAACGAUGGUCACAAAUGCAAGUUCAUUUGCGAAGACCAUAUGCUCAAUAUGCUACGAAGAUCUCAAGCCAAUCGUUGAAGAUCUCCAAGGCAUCUCUGUUUGCGGCCACGUGUUUCACGAGCUCUGUUUGCAGCAAUGGUUCGAGUACUGUUCAAAUUCAAAGAAGUGCACCUGUCCCGUGUGCAAGCAGAGCUGCACAGGAAGCGAUGUGAUGCGGCUUUAUUUUCAAUCCCUAGGGGAUCAAAACGAGUCUCUGUUGUCCCAGAAGGUAACCGAGUUCAGGGACGAUCCUGAGCUUUUGCGCGGCGAGGUUAAGAGAUUGGAGAUUAAAGUGACAGGUCUCAGUACGAAUUUGGAGAGUCAUGAAAAGGAACUUAAACAGCUUAAUGAGGAGUUGUAUUGCUGUAAGGACCAAUUGAAAAAAGAAGUGAUAUUGAAAAAUGAUGCAAUUGAACAAAAAUCCACAUUUCAGCGGCUGCUUUGUUCAAAAUUCGAGGAGCUUGAUGCUGUGAAGUUAGACUGCUCGAAAUUGCAGGAGAGGAACAUGGCAUUGGCCAAAGAGCUUGCAGCUUUGAAAUUAGUAUCAGAUUUGAACCUGGGAGAGGAUGAAAUUCUGAAGUUUGCAUCUUUUGGAAAUGAAGCCAAUAAUAAAGAUACCAUAGACAUUCUAAGGAAUUCAUUGGUUAUCCGAAAUAAGAGUUACAAAGAAUUAAUGGCCAAAUGUAAUCAACAUGGAAGAGGGGAAGCACGUUAUUGUAAAAAGCUUGAGAAGGCAAAAGAAAAGAUAAGCAAACUGAAGACGAAGAUCCAAGAACUUGAGAUGAUUGUGGAAGUAAAAGAGAAUGAAGCUUUGAGGGCUUUAAAAGUCUCAAAAAAGAUUCACCGCAAGGAGGUUAAUUUGAAUGGUAUUGAUGGCAACUCAAAUGCUUCCCCCAGUGCUCAUUUUCCUUCAGAAGUUAAAAAGCAUCCUCAAUCUGUUGUCAAAUUAGAUCAUAAAGCAAACUUUAACAGUAAUCAAGGAAACUAUAAAAUUACUAGUGAUAUGAGUGCCAAUUCCACCAAAGAAUGGACAAGUACUGUAGCUCCUAAUAAGGAGAGAUAUACUUCCAUUAUAAUGGAAGAGGAACUUCCUGCAGUACGGAGAUUAUCAGAUGAAUCAAAGCUAACAAUUAGUGGAGAUCUAAAGUCUGCUCCAGGCAAAUCAGAAUCUGUUUCUGACUUUGGCAACAAUGUCAAAGUAGAUGGGAUAGCUGAGGCAGGUAUGCAUUUUGGUUCAAGUCGUUUUAAUAAUGAUAAAGGCAACACAUUGGCUGCUUCAACUGAUGAUGAAGUCAUAUUGAUUCUUGAUGACGAAAGAGAUGUUCAGCCCGUGCUGAACAUACGGAAAGAAUUCCCAUCCACAUCGUCACUCUCCAGACCAGGGGAUAUAUGCUUUUCCAGUGGAUUGCUGGGACCUGAUGGAACAAAUCGGUACUUGGGGAAGUGGUGUAAACGUAGUCAAAGUAAUGAACCAACAUCCUUACAAUGUAUAAGUGCGAAUAAGGGUGAUCUAAUUGCAGUUGGAUCUGACGGGAGAGGUGGUAGAAUUAAAGUACUGAGGUCCUUAAAUGAAUCUUCAUUGGAUUUUAAGGAAAGUUCUCCAGCUGCAAAGAGGAGCAAGUAUGGAGCCAAAGCAAGCAAUUCACAGUCUCAAGGUUGUUUGCAAAUGGAACACUUCUUUGGGAGGGCUACUAAGUAAUGAAAGCGGUGGUUGGCCUACCAGCUCACAUGUGACCAUGCUGGUUGCUUUGCACACACCGCUCAGCUGCAUGCUGGCUCAUCGACAGGCCUGGUUGCUCCUACUGGUUGGCCCUACCUGAACAAUUGAUCAGGCAGUGAGGGUCUUCCUUCAUAUGUUUAACGUCUCAUCGGCUUUUGAGACCACACACUCGCACAACGGUGGUUGGAUAUUUUGACUAAAUUUAAGCAGUCAGCUCUUACGGAAAUAGCAAAGAAUGUGACAAUAGUUAAACAUUUAUUCUUUUAAUUAUUAUUU
Molecule: messenger RNA, 2408 nt
Organism: Mercurialis annua (annual mercury)
Lineage: Eukaryota; Viridiplantae; Streptophyta; Magnoliopsida; Malpighiales; Euphorbiaceae
Exons: 10
Coding region: 378-2111 (577 amino acids)
Source: RefSeq, a predicted model, not a curated record